AUCGCCGCUGCCAUCGAUUAGCUGGACAGCACUAAUCAAAAGAAAACACAGACCAGAAACAUAUAGAAUAAUUUCGCACCUGAUUUGACUUUUGCCACGACUGUCCGAUCAGCUAAUCCCUCCGCCACCUUCCUAGAAGCCGGAGUUUCCAUUCGGAGUUCAAGGAAUAGUGUGAAGCACGCAACCUCCCACGCAUAGUAUAUAUAGAUUAUAUAUAUAAAUCAAAGCGCAUCCCCGCCCCCGCCAAUCAUGUCAUUGGAUCGCAAUGGUCGUUGGCCAGAUCGGAGUUAAUUGGGAUUAGUGGACGCACCAGUGACUAUGCGUUGGGAACGAAUAGUCCCCGAACUGAAGUCCACAUAGAGAAGAAUCCCCGGAGUCUCCUGUCCCCCAAGUUCCUCCUUUCCCACAAGCGAUUGUGAUCGAUCCGUGCCCCAGAUCCCGGCUAUAAUCGAGCGGAGAGGAGUGGUGCUGUCAUCAUGCUGCUGGUGCGACAGCUGUUCGGGGCUUCGGCCAACUCCUGGGCCCGUGCCCUCAUCGUCUUCGUCCUGGCCUGGGCCGGAUUGGUUUACGUUUUUGUUGUCAAACUGACCAACACGCAGGGCCAACAGGCAGCUGGCGAGAGUGAGCUUAAUGCCCGCCGCAUCUCACAGGCCCUCCAGAUGCUGGAGCACACGCGGCAGCGCAACGAGGAGCUCAAACAGCUAAUCGACGAGCUGAUGAGUGACCAGCUGGACAAGCAGAGCGCCCUCAAAUUGGUGCAGAGGUUGGAGAACGAUGCUUUGAAUCCAAAGCUGGCGGCCGAGGUCGCUGGCCCGGAACCAGAAUCCAUGUUCGAGUCAGCGCCCGCCGAUCUGCGUGGCUGGAAUAAUGUGCCCGAGGCAGCGCCCAAUGAUAUCCUCGAGGCAGGUGUCUCCGAUCAUGGCGACUUCGAACCGAGCCUGGAAUACGAGUUCACGCGCCGGCGAAUCCAGACGAACAUCGCCGAGAUCUGGAACUUCUUCAGCAGCGAACUGGGCAAAGUGCGCAAGGCGGUGGCCAAUGGUCAUGCGAACGCCGAUCUGGAGGAGUCCAUCAACCAGGUGCUGCUCCAGGGUGCCGAGCACAAGCGCUCGCUGCUGAGCGACAUGGAGCGGCUGCGCCAGUCCGACGGCUACGAAACCUGGCGCCACAAGGAGGCGCGCGAUCUGAGCGAUUUGGUGCAGCGGCGAUUGCACUAUCUGCAGAAUCCCAGUGACUGUCAGAAUGCUCGCAAGCUGGUCUGCAAGCUCAACAAGGGCUGUGGCUACGGCUGCCAGCUGCACCAUGUGGUGUACUGCUUUAUCGUGGCCUACGCCACCGAGCGCACGCUCAUCCUGAAGUCCCGCGGCUGGCGCUACCACAAGGGCGGCUGGGAGGAGGUGUUCCAGUCGGUGUCCAACAGCUGCCACGAUGCGGGCACCGCCAACACGUACAACUGGCCGGGCAAGCCGAACACCCAGGUGCUGGUGCUGCCCAUCAUCGACUCGCUGAUGCCGAGACCACCGUACCUGCCGCUCGCCGUUCCCGAGGAUCUGGCGCCGCGUCUAAAGCGCCUGCACGGCGAUCCCAUCGUCUGGUGGGUGGGCCAGUUCCUUAAGUAUUUGCUCCGGCCGCAGUCGACGACGCGGGACUUCCUCACCGCAGGCAUGCGCAAUUUGGGAUGGGAGCGUCCAAUCGUGGGGGUCCACGUUCGCCGCACUGAUAAAGUGGGCACGGAGGCGGCCUGCCACAGCGUGGAGGAGUACAUGACGCAUGUGGAGGACUACUACCGCACGCUGGAGGUGAACGGCAGCAGUGUGACGCGUCGCAUCUUCCUCGCCUCGGACGAUGCGCAAGUGAUCGAGGAGGCGCGCCGGAAGUACCCACAGUACCAGAUCAUCGGCGAUCCAGAGGUGGCGCGCAUGGCGUCCGUAUCGACGCGAUACACGGACACGGCGCUGAACGGCAUCAUCCUGGACAUCCACUUGCUGUCCAUGUCCGAUCACCUGGUGUGCACGUUCUCGUCGCAGGUGUGCCGCGUGGCGUACGAGAUUAUGCAGACAAUGUAUCCGGAUGCGGCGCAUCGGUUCAAGUCGCUGGACGACAUCUACUACUAUGGCGGCCAGAAUGCGCACAAUCGCCGCGUGGUCAUCGCGCACAAGCCGCGCACGCACGAGGAUCUGCAGCUGCGGGUCGGCGAUCUCGUCUCGGUGGCCGGCAACCACUGGGACGGCAAUUCGAAGGGCAAGAACACGCGGACCAACCAGGGCGGCCUGUUCCCCUCGUUCAAGGUGGAGGAGAAGGUGGACACCGCCAAGCUGCCCCUCUAUCCGGGUGUUUAGUGGGCCAACGGCUAAUGGCUAAUUUAGCCGACCAACGGCCAUGUUGUUGAUUGAUCUGUGAAUCUUCUACGCCGCAUUCCACCUGGAAUCUCCACGGUGCACUUCGAUUCGGCUUGGAUCAGCAUCUCCAGUAUCUACUGAUUGUCCAGAAUCUCAAAUGUAAUCUCUCUCUAUCUCGUUUGUAUUUUUGUCCGGUCCAUUGGGGCUCGUGCUGCUUGUGACUCUUUCUUCGUGUUCUCGUCUUUUACGCACUUUUACGUUCUGGUUCCGAUUCCGAAUCUCUCUCAGAUUCAGCAUUUGUACAAGUCUUUUAUUAACUAGUAAGUCGAAAGCCGAAGAAAUUAUGUUGACAAGGAUAUACAUAAAUAUAUAUAUAAAUAAAUUAUAUAUAGGAAUGCAUGUAGGUUCACUAAGCGCAAUAUAGUCUAUCACUUGUAAAAUAGUUGAAAAAAAAAAAACAGAAGAGAUGAACGCAAAACAAAACUAAAUCUGAUACAUUUCAAGCGUCAAUAGAAAAAUAAAUAAAUAGUAAUGUUUUAAAAUGAAA
Molecule: messenger RNA, 2886 nt
Organism: Drosophila ficusphila
Lineage: Eukaryota; Metazoa; Arthropoda; Insecta; Diptera; Drosophilidae
Gene: FucT6
Product: alpha-(1,6)-fucosyltransferase
Exons: 4
Coding region: 477-2339 (620 amino acids)
Biological process (GO): protein N-linked glycosylation
Cellular component (GO): Golgi cisterna membrane
Molecular function (GO): protein binding; glycoprotein 6-alpha-L-fucosyltransferase activity
Source: RefSeq, a predicted model, not a curated record